Corythoichthys intestinalis (scribbled pipefish) is the source of this 1985-nucleotide messenger RNA. RefSeq names its product G protein-coupled receptor 78a (gene gpr78a). Bases 60 to 1241 code for a protein of 393 amino acids. Gene Ontology annotation, biological process: adenylate cyclase-activating G protein-coupled receptor signaling pathway. The record is from RefSeq and is a predicted model, not a curated record. Gene Ontology annotation, molecular function: G protein-coupled receptor activity. NCBI's taxonomy places the organism in Eukaryota, Metazoa, Chordata, Actinopteri, Syngnathiformes, Syngnathidae. Gene Ontology annotation, cellular component: membrane. The transcript is spliced from 3 exons.
UUUCCUGCAGUUGGUCCACAAUAGGUGAAAACAAUCCCGGGAAGUAGCUGAGGCAGCUCAUGCCAGAAGGAAUCGGUUUUGGUGUUUCAGCACUGGACAGCUCUCACUUUGUGAAGCAAUUUGUCUCAGCUGAUGGGAAACUUGAAAAUGUAGGGCUUUGCUCAACAGCAUCUCUUGCCACAAGUGCUACCAACAUGGAACCUCUAAUGAUGACCAUCCCCGAGUUCCUGUUGGAAGUGUCCAUAGUAGUGAUGGGUGUUGUCUCCUUGGUGACCAACAUGUCAGUGCUGCUGUGCUUCACCCAGAGCUCAGAGUUGAGGUCCCAUGUUCCAGGAAUCUUUGUCCUUAACUUGUCAUUCUCCAAUAUCCUCCUGGCUUUCAUCAAUAUGCCGGCCACCUUUUUCGGGGUGGCCAAAAGCGGAGACCCCUUCGGGAACUUGUUUUGCCAAAUGGUCAGCUUUGCGGAGACUUUCCUCACCACAAACAGCAUGUUGAGCAUGGCAGCUCUGAGCCUGGACAGGUGGAUCGCCGUCAUGUUUCCUCUGAGCUAUUCCAGUAAGAUGCGCUACCGGGAUGCUGUCUUGAUGGUGGUCUACUCCUGGAUGCAGUCCCUCGCUUUCUCUUUGACACAGCUGCUCAUGAACUGGGGGGGCUACAACCACACGUAUGCCUCGUGCACCGUUAGCCUGGCAGCAGAGGGAAGGUCGCAGCUGGCCGCCUACGCCACCUUCACUGUGCUGCUCCAUUGCAGCAGCUUUACUGUCAGCCUGGCCGUGCUGUGCUUCUCCUACCUCAAAGUUCUGAGUGUGGCCAAGUCCCACUGCAAGAGGAUUGACGUAAUCACAGUGCAAACUCUGCUCUUGUUGGUUGACAUUCACCCCAGUGUGAAAGAAAGGUGUUUGUCAGAACAGAAGAAGAGGAGACAGCGUGCCACAAAAAAAAUUUGCAUCUUCAUCGGCUCUUUCAUUUUCUGCUUUUCACCCUAUGUCAUAACAAGAUUAGUCGAGCUGUUGCCCUCCGUGCACAUCCCGCAGUACUGGGGCAUCACCACCAAAUGUCUUUGCUAUGCCAAGGCUUCAAGUGAUCCGUUUGUCUACUGUCUACUACGCCAUCAGUACAGAAAGGUUCUGGUUCGUGUCAUCGGACGCUUUGUGAGAAAGGAUCAUUACUUAUUGUCUGCUAGCACCUGGAGCAGCACAUUUGACACAACAGAAGACAAUUGGGCAGCGAGAACAACAUGAACUCAGUGUGCAGCUCUUUCUAAUGAGGCGGCAACUGCAAACCUUCUGCUCAAUGUUUGGAAGGAAUAGGCUCAAGGGCAAAUGGAUGAGAACCUGUUCUCUGCUCUAGGGCACUUGAGGGCUGGAUCACAUGCUUCCUGAACACAUGCUGUGGGCAAUUUAUUUAUUAAGGACAUGUAACAAUGUAUCCUGAAUGCAGGCUUGCAUUGUUGUGAUGUGUGCCAAAGAUCCUCUUAAACUCUACGACUGUUAAUUUCAAUAGGGCUGAUCGGUUUGCCUGCAGAGUCGCUGCCAAGGGUUUCUUUAAACCGGCAAGUGUACCCCGCUUUAUACAGUAUUUAAUUUCCAACCUUAAUGUUAAUGUACUGUACACUCUUAGUAAUGUUGAAUUUGUAAAGCAAAUGUCAUCUAUGUACAUAAAAUCACAUUAUGUGGACUCUGACAACAAUUGAUUUGACAUAAAAUGUUAUGUCCAGUGCCACGUGUUUGCAAUUGUGUGACUGUACCACAUGACUAUAAAAAUACAUAUUUGAAGAAUAAACUGUUACAUAUAAAUUAUUACAAACAUAAGAGACUUCAAAUUCAACCCGAGGAGCAGUGUGCACUCUGAAAAAACCCCAACAAAAACAAAAAAACAAAAGUUCACUAUAGACUAUGGACGCCCGGCUCGUUCCCUAAACAUCUCAUCAGUCCAGAUACAUUAAAACCCAUUUUAACCUGCCGGUUACAAUAGUGAUCAGAAAA